UGCAGGUUGUAGUGUGGGAAUAGAAUCCAAAGCAAGUGACAAUCUGGAACCGAAAAACGGUGCACAUGACAUUAUAGGACCAGAAACAACAAAAGGUCAGAACAUGGAACAAGAAAUCCCUACAAGCGAAAGUAGGGGACAAGAGCCUGUUAAUUCCACUGCAGGUGACAGUAUGGACCAGGAAAACACUGCACACGACAUUACAAGACCAGAAACAACAAAAGAUCACAACAUGGAACAAGAAACCCCUAUAAGUGAAAGUAGGGGACAGGAAACUUUUGAAGAUGAUGGCAGCUGGCAAGAAAAUGUGGCAACUGAAAGCAAGGUGCAAGAAAAUACUGGGAGUGACAGUGAAGAACAAGAGGCCAUUGCGCGUGAUGGUACGGAACAAGACCUCAACGGGAGUGACAGUGAAGAAAAAGAGGCCAAUGCGCAUGAUGGUACAGAACAAGACACCAAUGGGAGGGACAGGGUAGAACAAGAGGUCACUGUGGGCGAUGGUAUGGAACAAGACCCCAAUGGAAGUGACAGUGUAGAACAAGAGGCCACUGUGCGUGAUGGUACGGAACAAAACCCCAAUGGAAGUGACAGUGUAGAACAAGAGGCCACUGUGGGCGAUGCUAUGGAACAAGACCCCGAUGAGAGGGACAGUGUAGAACAAGAGGUCACUGCGGGUAAUGGUAUGGAACAAGAUCCCAAUGGGAGGGACAGUGUAGAACAAGAGGUCACUGCGGGUGAUGGUAUGGAACAAGAUCCCAAUGGGAAUGAAAAUGAAGCACGAGACCUUGUGUGUGAUGGUAUGGGACAGCAUACCACUGCGAGUGACAAAGGAGAAAGAGGAAACCUUGUAGGAACGGGACAAAGAACCAUUUUAGCUGAUAUCAUCACUCCAGGUGACACCAGGGGACAAGACUCCACUCCGGGUGACACCAGUGGACAAGACUCCAUUUCGGGUGACACCAGGGGACAAGACUCCACUCCAGGUGACACCAGGGGACAAGACAUCACUCCGGGUGACACCAGGGGACAAGACAUCACUCCGGGUGACACCAGGGGACAAGACUCCACUCCGGGUGAAACCAGGGGACAAGACUCCACUCCGGGUGACACCAGGGGACAAGACUCCACUCCAGGUGACACCAGGGGACAAGACAUCACUCCAGGUGAUAUCAGGGGACAAAAAACCACUCCAGGUGAUAUCAGGGGACAAGACAUCACUCCAGGUGAGAGUACACAACAAAAAACGUCUUCAGGUGAAGGAAUGGGACAAAAUGUGACUUCUGUUGGCAGCAGAGAUGUAGCAAACACCUUAGUGCAAAGCGAAAUACUUGUUCCAAAGCCAAGAACAGCAGACGUUUAUUUACAUUUAAAUGAGGAUCAACACCACUUAACAUUAAGAUUAAAGCAAAUGCAAAAUGAAAAUGAGGAACUUAGAAAAAGUUUAGCUGAUCAAGAAGAGACAAACAAGCGGUUUCUGACAGACAGAGACAAUCUCAUUCAAAAUUUAAAAGAAUCACAAAAGAACUUAAAACAGGCACAAAAAGAAAAUAACAGUUUAAAGGAUAUGUUUGCUGAAGACAGGAAACAAAGUAACCUGUUGCGGGAAGAAAAGGAUAUUCUUAACCAAAGGUUAAAUGAAGUACAGAGUAAGCUAGAACAGUUACACAAGGAACACGAACAUUUGAAGAAAGACUUUACAGAAGGAAAGGAGGAAAAUGAGCAGUUACAGAAAGAAAAUGAGAAAUUUAAUAUUGAUCUGGCCAAAGAAAAGAAAAGCUAUGGGGAGUUGAUGGCAGAAAAAGAGAAUCUUAUUGAACAUUUAACUACAAUAGAACAUAGUCUAAAACAGCUACAAACCCAAUAUGGAGAACAAGAGAAAGUUUUAGCCGAGCAAAGGCAAAGCUAUGAGCAGUUGAAGGCAGAAAAAGAAACUCUUAAUCAAGAUUUACAAGCAGCAAAGCACGACUUAACACAGACGAAUAUCUUGCUGAAGGAAAAAGAAGCCGCUAUUAAAGUAUUUGAAAAUGAAUUGGAAGAAGGCAAGAAAACUACUGAUGAACAGGCUUGUCUGUUAACUGCUGCAACCACGAUCGUUGAAGUUAAGAGUGAGGACCGAAGUGAUUAUGGUCAAAUGGAGCAGACGAGAAGUGAGAAUGAUGAUGACUCGUGGUUCAGCAGACGUGAGAUUGGCCAAAACAAGCAGAUUCCAGUAACCUUUGGAUAUUCAGCUCGACACAAACAGAUGCUUGUUAAAGCUAAGAGUGAGGACCGAAGUGAUUAUGGUCAACUGGAGCAGACAAGAAGUGAGAAUGAUGAUAACACGCGGUUCAGCAGAUGUGAGAUUGUCCAAAACAAGCAGAUUCCAGUAACCUUUGGAUAUUCAGCUCGGCACAAACAGAUGCUUGUUAAAGCCCAUGCAGAGACCUCGUCGAGGGAAGAUGAAAGUGAAAACAUGGCAAAAGGACACAGAGGGAGACAAUUGACAGAUCUGGAAUUCAAAUUUUUUUUGGCUGAGCAAAGUAAGACCAUUGAUCAGCUGGAGUCAUACAAAGAGAAGCUGGACGAAGAUUUCUCUAGAGUCCAGUAUCACCUAACACAGGUCCAGAAUGAAUGCUCGGAAAUGGAGAAAUGUUUGGCCCAAGAAAGAGAAAGAAAUGAACAUUUGCAGGUAGACGAGGAGAAUGUUGGUGAAGAUUUAUCCAGAAUGCAGAGUUGCCUGACAGAGGUGGAAAAUGAAAAUGUAACACUAAAGAAAUGUUUAGCUCAACAAACUGAAACAAUUGAUCAGUUGAAUUUCUGCAAGGAUACUCUUGAUAAAGAAUUAAACGAAGCUAAAGGUUCCCUUGAAGAGGUACAAAGAAUGCUACAGGAAUCAGAAUUAGUCAAGCUCAAAGGCACUGUAGAUGAACUGAAUGCCAAGUUGACAGAAGUGUACACCAGUGAAGAAGAAAAUAAAGAGAGACUCAUGAGUGAAGCUGAAAGACGAAUUACAGAACUGGAGUUGGACGGUCGAGAUAUGAAGCAUGAAAUAGAGAAGAAAGAAAAAGAAAUUGAAAAAUUUGAAGCGAAACUGAGAGAAUCAUGUGAACGGAUUACAGAGCUGGAGUCAAACAGCGAAAACACGAGGGUUGAGAUCGAGAAGAAAGCAAGAGACAUUCAAAGAAUCGAAGCCAAUCUGCGUGAGACCAAUCGACGAAUUACAGACCUGGAAGAACAAAAAAUCAUUUUCGACGGGAAAGAAAGAGAAUUUGAGCGCACCAAAGCACAACUGAACGCAGCGGACCAGCGAAUUACAGAACUGACGUUAGACGGUCAAAACACGAAGCUCGAGAUGGCCAACAAAGGAAGAGAACUUGAAUUACUCAAAGAACAAAUGGCGAAUGUUACCACUCAGUCCCAGGCUCGUGAGAACCAAAGUCGACUGAUGUCAGAAAGUCUCAACAGGGAAUUAGAACAGUUACGACAACAAAUGGCGACUGUUACCGCUCAGUUCCAGGCUCGUGAGAACCAAAGUCGACUGACGUUAGAAAAUCUCAACAGGGAAUUGGAACAGUUACAACGGAAGUUUAAAGGUAUAUCACAUGAAACCCGUCAUUCUAACGGUCGUUACUAGAAAACCUGCUUACCAAGGCCCGGAAACCGUGCCUGUGUAGCAGAAUGCUGGAGUGUAUUUACUCUCUUAGGCCCAACACACACCGAAGCUGUGUCUGGUUCUGGGUCUGGCGAUUUUGGCAAAUACGCAAUGUCUGAUGUAUUUUGACGUUUGGGUCUGUAACUGUAACGUCUUAUUAAUAUAUCUAUCUAUCUAUCUAUCUAUCUAUCUAUCUAUAUAUAUAUAUAUAUCUGUCUAUCUAUCUAUCUAUCUAUAUAUUAAUGCGUUCUUAUCUUUAGAUAAAUUUACUUCUAUAAAGAUCAACAAUAAGUAUGAGAAAUCCACAUUGAUUAAUGUAUACCUUUGAUGUUGGUUAUUAAGAAAAAUUAACGAGUAAGGUUCGAACAUUGUGCAGCUGCCAGUCUGGCAAUGUGGAAAUAUAGCGCAUGUUCUAUGUCGUCUGUUGUCAGAUUUGUAAUUCGCGCCAGUUUGUCACAUUCGAUUCAGUGAUUUUCAUUGUCUACUGGUACCAUACUUGCCAGAGUAUACCAUAUUCAGACCCAGACCGGAUCCAGUGUGUUUUGGGCCUUAGGAAAGAAGAUCUGUGAAAUAUGGUUCGAGGUCUAAUAUUUAUAGGUGUUGUAUAUUCGUGUGUUUUUUUAUAUUCAUGGUGUUGUAUAUUCGUGGGUGUUAUAGCCUAAAGGAAUUUAGGUAUUGUCCAAUUUGUUAUCUUUUUGCUAUGUAACUUGUUUAGCAACAAUUUAUUUGGGAAACCUCUCUUGUUGUCCAGUAGAAAACUUAAACAUUAUUAUUCUUGAGUUAAUUAUGGAAAGAUUAUGUAUGAAAUUGAUUUAUUUGUAGUUAUUUAUUACAAAUAAAUAUGAAUAUAACAAAGUAUAAGGCAUUCGUAAUUCA
Molecule: messenger RNA, 4507 nt
Organism: Gigantopelta aegis
Lineage: Eukaryota; Metazoa; Mollusca; Gastropoda; Neomphalida; Peltospiridae
Product: cingulin-like protein 1
Exons: 12
Coding region: 104-3613 (1169 amino acids)
Cellular component (GO): cytoskeleton
Source: RefSeq, a predicted model, not a curated record